AAGGGCAGCUGGUUCCUGUAGGGAUUAGGUCCCGAGAGGCUGUCUCUGAACUGUUUCCUUAGGUUUCCUCUCGGCCUUCGCUGAAUCUUUCAGGUCCACAGACUGAGGAACCGUCUCCACCAUCAUGGGAGGCGGAGACCUGAACCUGAAGAAGAGCUGGCACCCGCAGACCCUUCGCAAUGUGGAGAAAGUGUGGAAGGCAGAGCAGAAGCAUGAAGCGGAGAGGAAGAAGAUUGAGGAGCUGCAGCGAGAGCUCCGAGAGGAGAGAGCGCGAGAGGAGAUGCAGCGCUACGCUGAGGAUGUUGGGGCUGUCAAGAAAAAAGAAGAAAAGUUGGAUUGGAUGUACCAAGGUCCGGGUGGCAUGGUGAACCGCGAGGAGUACUUGCUGGGGCGCCCCAUUGACAAGUAUGUUUUUGAGAAGAUGGAGGAGAGGGAAGCUGGCUGCUCUUCUGAGACAGGACUCCUCCCAGGCUCAAUCUUUGCCCCGUCGGGUGCCAAUUCCCUUCUUGACAUGGCCAGCAAAAUCCGGGAAGACCCGCUCUUCAUCAUAAGGAAGAAAGAGGAGGAGAAAAAAAGAGAAGUACUGAACAAUCCUGUGAAAAUGAAGAAAAUCAAAGAGCUGUUGCAAAUGAGCCUUGAGAAAAAGGAGAAGAAGAAGAAGAAGGAGAAGAAGAAGAAGCACAAGAAGCACAAACACAGAAGCUCCAGCAGUGGUGGCUCCAGCAGCGAGGAUGAGCAGAGCCAGGCCCGGUCUCAAAAGAAGAUGGCAAAUUCCUUUCCUGUUUUGUCCAAAGUCCCUGGAUAUGGCUUACAGGUGAGGGACUCUGACCGGAACCGGGAGCUGCAGGGUUCUCUGGGUGAACAAAGGACAACAAAGAACCAUUCCCGGUCAAGAAGCUCCUCGCCCCCUAGGCGUGCCAGCAAGAAGAGCGCCAAGGAAGAGAGGCCCCGGGACAGGAGGUCUCGGUCCCCAAGGCCCAGCAAACCGCAUACCUCUAAGGUAAACAGGAAAGAGAGAGACAGCCCAUCACCUAAGAAGGAGGCCUACCAGAGGCGGCAUGCUUCUGGGUACACCAGAAAACUCUCAGCAGAGGAACUAGAGCGGAAACGGCAGGAGAUGAUGGAAAAUGCCAAGUGGAGGGAGGAGGAGAGGCUCAGCACCCUCAAGAGGCACGCCAAGGAGGACGAGCGGGAGCACAGGCUGGAGAGGUUGGACUCUCGCUCCGGCAAGUUCAUCCACCGCAUGAAGCUGGAGAGUGCGUCGACCUCCUCCCUGGAGGACCGCGUGAAGCGCAACAUCCAUUCCCUACAGCGGACGUCGGUGGCCCUGGAGAAGAACUUCAUGAGGAGAUGAGAACCAGUCUCUUGUACUGUUUUGCCUGAAUUUUCCAGGGAGGCUACUGACUCCUUAAAAUUCUCUUUAUAAGAGUUCAGAUGGCUUCCUGUACAGAUGAGAACCCACCACUGUUCAAGUGCCCUUUGUCCACUGACUCCUGAAACACUUCACAUCCGUUAAAACACUGAUGUGACCUGAAUCGGGCUCCUCAGGAACUUUGGCUGGAUGUGGAUGCACUGUGGGGUUUGACUGUGUUUCAGUGGCUGGCACUGGACGGCUUGGAUGCUUGUCACCCCUCUUCCCUCCCACCUGAAUGAAUGGAUCAGACUUCCAGAGGCCUCUCUUAAGAGCCACCCAGAUGGACGGUGCUCACUGGUAUAAACGAACAUUGACUUUAUUUAGUAGAUUAUGUGACAGAAUAGCCAAGCAUCAGGAAGAGCCAAGAAGAGAAGAAGCUGGAAGAGAAAACAGAACCAAAAGCCCUAAGUGAACUGCUACCCACCCGGGCUUUACGCUGUAAAGAUGUAAUGUGUAUAUACAAAUGUAUAAUUCUAUAUUUGCUUUUAAAAAGUUAGCCUUGUGAGAACAUUUUGUUGGAUGACCUUGUCAGAAAAGUAACACAGUAGUUACUGGUAACACAGGGAUACUGACCUUUGUCAUUUGGACAUGACUUUGUCCUCUACAAAUGUGUUAGGCUACAUUUAUAGGUAUGUACUGGCUUCAGGAAGGACACACCUGCCAAGGGACAUACACAUCCUCCUCUGUCCCUUGGAAUCCUAUAGUGGGCACCCAGUGGGGCAGGAAUCAGGACCCAUGUUGUCUGAUGACUCCUGAAAGAAAAUACUUGGGAAGCUGUUUGCUUUCUGGCUAAUUUUUAUUUGUUUGUUUGUUGAGGCAGGGUCUCUUGUAGCUCAGGCUAGCUUUGAUUGGACCGGGGAGCUGACAGUGACCCUGCACUUCAGAUCCUCUGACCACACACAGUUGCUGCUCCUGCCACUGCUGCUUUGUGGUUUUUCUGUGAUACGGGGCCCUUGCUGGUCCAGGGCAGCCUGAUGGUGGCUCUCCUGCCUCAGCCUCCUGAGUGCUGGCUGCGGUUAGGCCACUCCCAUCCUCCAGCUGCCUUUAUCCUGUAAUAACUAAAAAUCUAAGACAAGACUCAAGGGGCCACACCCAUGUCUUUACUGCCAUUCCUUUAUUCUUUCACCAGAAGCCCUCAUUUGUUUGACCAGGGAACUUCUAGGUGCUUUUUAAACAGACAACAGAUUCACCCUAGUGGUAGCUGACCUUAAACUGUAGAUCUCCUGUUUUAGUCUCUGGAGCUGUGAUUGCAGACCAUGUGGCCCUCAGAGGUGCUCUUAACUCAUAUAGUAAGCCAUUUCGUUGUUCUACCAGUUCCUAAUUUCUCCUCAAAUGUUUGGAUUUAAGCACUAAAAUUCCAGUCACUGUAAUUAUUAUUAUUAUUUUUCUUUCUUUUUUUUUUUUU
This is a messenger RNA of Mus caroli (Ryukyu mouse), 2819 nucleotides long. It is a transcript of the gene Cwc25, whose product is annotated as CWC25 spliceosome associated protein. The record is from RefSeq and is a predicted model, not a curated record. Gene Ontology annotation, cellular component: U2-type spliceosomal complex. NCBI's taxonomy places the organism in Eukaryota, Metazoa, Chordata, Mammalia, Rodentia, Muridae. Gene Ontology annotation, biological process: mRNA splicing, via spliceosome.